Molecule: messenger RNA, 1134 nt
Organism: Boleophthalmus pectinirostris (great blue-spotted mudskipper)
Lineage: Eukaryota; Metazoa; Chordata; Actinopteri; Gobiiformes; Gobiidae
Exons: 6
Coding region: 79-1134 (351 amino acids)
Biological process (GO): T cell costimulation; negative regulation of T cell proliferation; positive regulation of T cell proliferation
Cellular component (GO): external side of plasma membrane
Source: RefSeq, a predicted model, not a curated record
CGAAAGUAUUCUGGGACAGACAGUAGAGAUUUUUCGAGGGUACUCGUUGCGUCGUUUGGCGGACAAUAUUAAACGAUAAUGAGCACUUUUCCACUCAUAUGUUUCCUCGCGGUGUUGCCUGUCAUCGUGACCACGGGGCACACUUUCGAACUGGAGUGUAAAGAUGUUGAGGCUGAACUCAACAGUAAUGCCACCUUGCACUGCCACGUGGAGCCGGAGGGACCAAUCACGAAAGAGGAUUAUGUAGAGUGGUGUCGUGUAGUAAAAGAAGGGGACAAUAAAACUGUGCAUGUUUAUAGAAAUGGGAACGACUAUCCAGAUGAACAAGACGCAGAUUUCCGAGGCCGGACAAAAAUGCUAAAUGAUAGUUUGAAAAAUGGAAACAUUUUAGUUCAAAUCUACAAUGUAAUGCUAAAUGAUAGUGGGACGUAUAAAUGUUCAGUGCAAAUCAAGGGUACCUGGAAAGAAAGUUCUGUCAGACUUACUGUGAAGUCUAAGCGUUCACCACAGGAACAAGGUGUAACAACAUCUACCCCAACCACCUCACCACCAAAAAAUGUCCUUUCAGAUGGUGAGAUUGCUGGGAUUGCUGUUGCUGUUGCUGUUGUUGUUGUUGCUGCUGCACUGGUGUUUCUAAUCCGUUACAUUAAGCGACGUAAUCAAGCCAAUCAGGAGCAAAGCAUGACUAUGCAAGAACUCAGUCAACGAGACAAUCAGGGGCAAGAGUCGGCCAAUGAAGAGCGAGAACCACUCAAUCAGGGGCAAGAGUCGGCCAAUGAAGAGCGAGAACCACUCAAUCAGGGGCAAGAGUCGGCCAAUGAAGAGCGAGAACCACUCAAUCAGGGGCAAGAGUCGGCCAAUGAAGAGCGAGAACCACUCAAUCAGGGGCAAGAGUCGGCCAAUGAAGAGCGAGAACCACUCAAUCAGGGGCAAGAGCCGGCCAAUGAAGAGCGAGAACCACUCAAUCAGGGGCAAGAGUCGGCCAAUGAAGAGCGAGAACCACUCAAUCAGGGGCAAGAGCCGGCCAAUGAAGAGCGAGAACCACUCAAUCAGGGGCAAGAGCCGGCCAAUCAGCAGCAAGAAGAACUGAACGCUGAGCAAGAACCAGCCAAUCAGGGAACAAAAGGCCAAUAA